Molecule: messenger RNA, 7498 nt
Organism: Paramuricea clavata
Lineage: Eukaryota; Metazoa; Cnidaria; Anthozoa; Malacalcyonacea; Plexauridae
Source: the annotation of a GenBank genome assembly
UAUAGUACUUCUUACAACCACAAGUACACCAACUCCUCCUGAUGAAAAUAGUACACCUGAAGGAAGAAUUGAUAAUAAUGAUGGUGGUGGAAGUCCUGGGGCUGCUGUUGGUGCCUCAGUUGCUGUCGUUAUCGUGGUCGUAGCCGUAGUUCUCGCUGUUAUGUAUUUCAGAAGAAGGUGAUGUGAAGUUUGCCUAUUAUUUCAAAAUAUGUCUAUAUUGUGCCAAAACAGUUUAGAACUAAUUAACAGACAAUUCCCAUUACAGACUAAUUUUAAAACUAUGUGCUGAGUGGUUAUAUUACUACCUUAAAAAAUAAGCAGAAACUCUACGUUUCGAGCGAAGUCAAAACUCUUGACGAAGGGCCUUCGCUCGAAACGUCGAGUUUCUGCUUAUUUUUUAAGGAAGUAAUAUAACCACUCAGCACAACAUUUUCACUUUGGUACUACCAACACUGGUUCAGACAGUUUUAGUAAUUUUAAAACUAGGCAAGGAGAUGCAAAUAAAUCACCACAGCUAGAAAGAGCAUACUAAAAUCAGUAAAAUUGCAAAGUUUGGUUGCGAAAUGUUGUAAAAUACGGAAAAUAUAGCAUUGCAAAGUUUGCAAAUUUUGUAUACUUUUGCCUAAUGUGGUAGCAAUUUCCGCACGCAAUACAAAAGUGUACAAAAUUUGAGAACUUCCCAAGGCUAUAUUUUCUGCAUUUUACAACAUUUCGCAAACAAACUUUACAGUUUUACUAAUUUUAUCACGCUCUUUCCGGGAAUGUACAAGAUAAAAAUAGUCUAUAAUGGGAAUUGUCUAUUAACGCAGUGUUUGUGCUUUCGUUCCUAUAUUUCUUAGGAGAACGCACAAACGGCAUGAAGACGAAGAAAUUGAUUCGAUGAAAGAGAUGAACGAAAUUGAAAACGAAUAUAUUGUAGACCCAAAUGUGGCCAAGCCGGAUGAUCCUACUGGCAAUGAAAAUGAUGAAGGCAUUUAUUCAAAUGAAGCUGGUAUAUAUGAUGUUUAAAUGUAUCUGAAUGGGAUUAACUGAAUACUAACAUUUAUCAGUAUUUUUUAUUGACAACUGAUGCAAUAAUUUGCUAACGUUAUCAACUUAACCAACAACUGGUGCAAUAAUGUAAUGCAUUGCAAUGAAUGUGAAUUAAUCCAAGAUGACAGACAGCUCAUUUAAUUGCUUUCAGUCAAAGUAUUUCAAGAAUUAAGUUUGACAUGAAAUAUCUGUUACAAGAUAUAAUCAUAAUCUUAAAGUUUUUUUUCCCCAAUUUUUCAAGCUUGCCCGGUGUGGAUAUACACUCAGAGUAACAUCACAAACAUCUUAAAGUUCUUUCAAAUUGGAUAACUAAUUUUUAUUGCCAUUGUCCUUUAAAAUGUCAUCGAAUGAUUUUUUAAAAUUAUAAUUUUUAAGACGACACAGAGAAGAAGGAAUAUCCACCUGUUCCUGUCGCUGAAUUUGCGCAUUAUGUGAACGAACUGAAAGCAAAUGAUAAUUGCGAAUUCCAGAAGCAAUAUGAUGUAAGUAGCUGACAGAAACAAACUAAAUGUAUGAGGACAUUAUAUAAAGCAUUAGUAUAAAGCUUGUGAUAUGAAGCCAUAUAGAGACGUUGCCCAUGCAGAGGCGUUGCAUAGCAGAUCUAGAAAAAGUUAUUAAUGUUCCUUGGAUCUUGAAUUUGCCUAUUUCAAAAGUUGGUUAAACAAUGGAAAAUUUGACCAUACAUUUCGCCUUUAUGUUUAUGGAUGCAUCAACAAAGUAUACUUGAUAUAAAAUUAUUCCUUGAAGGCCCGUUUACACUUGCCAUUUUUUGCUGAAUGUAAUUUACUUAAGCUAGAGUAAUUAGUGAACGUAACUUUAAGCUAGAUUAAUUAGUGAACGUAAGUAUGCUUGAUACAUUAUUCGUUGACUGCCGCAUGAACUGGAAAAUCUCGAUUUAUUUCAUUUAAAGCAUGCUGCUUUUCUGUUUAGCAUUUACCUAAAAACAUCAAAACGUCUUGGGAAGUUGCCAAGAAGCCGUUUAAUAAGAAGAAAAACAGAUAUGGAAAUAUCGUAACAUGUACGGUUUUUAAAGCGCUUUCACAUACCAUUUCACUACUGAGUACUGUUCAUUGCACUAUUGUUCACUAAGUAGUGUUUAUGAUGUAUCUUCAAUGAGAUUAUUAUUUUUACAGAUGAUCAUUGUCGUGUUGUUCUCUCAGGAGAUGAAAAUGAAGAUUACAUCAACGCUAGCUACAUAGACGUACGUUUUCUCAUAAUUCACUCAUACUUAUAGUUUGCUUACUUGACAGUCAAUUUUCCUCUACGCAUGCGAUUUUCCACGAAUCGAUCCGGCUCCUUUCCUUGAUGAAAAAAAGGCAAAGGAAGUUUUGACGUUUGUCAUUUUUUAACGUUCAAUAUUGUUAUCCAGGGAAGAGAAAGUUAUUAUGGAGAACAAAGAGUUGUUGUAUAACUGAAGUCUCAGUUAAAGCCCGAUAAAGUCAUUCCGGCAGGAACUGGCUGGAUUUAAUACUAUCUUAAGAUGUAAAUUUUAACAUAGACCUCUCUGUAUUUAGGGAAUCAAGGAAAAUUCAUACAUUGCUAGCCAAGGUAAGAGGUUUACCUGAAGACUGCACUCAAUUGUUUAAAAACAUGAACUAGGGAAUCUGAUUCUAUUUUUCGCUCAUACGUUAGGUCCGAAUGAACUCACUGUCAGUGAUAUGUGGAGAAUGGUUUGGGAACAACGGAGUUAUUCCAUUGUGAUGGUGACCUCACUCGUUGAAGUUGGAAAGGUCAGUAAGUCAUCAUCAUUACCAUCACCAUCAUUCCCAUCAUUGCCAUCUUUAUAAUCGUCAUCAUCUGCAUCAUCAUCAUCAUGAUUAUCAUCUUUAUCAUCUGAUCAUCUUCAUGAUCAUGAUCAUCUUUAUCAUCAUCUUCAUCAUCAUCAUCAUCUUCGUUAUAAUCUUCGUUAUCAUUAUUAUGUUAAAUUGCUAAUGUGAAAUAUAUUGAUAACGCUAAUGUAAAAUGUAAGAAUGCAAAUGCUAGUGUAAACUUAUUGUUUGUUCUAGCCAAAAUGUGAGAAAUAUUGGCCGGACAAAGGAAGUAAAAAGUACGGAGAUAUUGAAGUAACUUUGAUGAAGAUCGAAGAGUUUGCUUAUCAUGUCACACACAUCUUGCAACUUAAGAAGGUAACCAACUACAGUGAUCGAAGCUUGGUUACGAAACUAAUUUUUAUUUCAUCUCUGUCGGAUAUGAGACUUAAGAGUGCUUCCAUGCAAUUUCACUUCAGUAAACAUUACAGAUUUUAACCCAUAAGUAUUCUCUAGUUUCCUCCGACAGAACAGUAGAGCAAUUAGAAGUGGUCUUCAGUGGACCUCUAGCGAGAACUGUAUGGAAAAGAAUAAAGUUCGUUUAGCUUAGGUUUCCUCCUGCAGUGUCACUGGUUCAACAAGGAAUGCUCAAUGCUGGACAUCUAGCAAGAGCAGUUUCACGCUACAUAUUUAGUGCGAAUAAUUAUACUGGAAUAUAAGAGAAAUUAAGAGUGACAUGGAUACUGGAGCAUGUCUAUUAAGACUAUUAUAAAUAAAGUCAGUCAGUUCCGCCUUCUUGUGUACAUCUACAUAGCGAGAUAAACUAUUGCUUUCUAUAUAACAGUGUAGUUUAUUUAGUCCGAGUUUCUCUCUUUAAGCUUUCUUAGGCCAGCAAGCGAUGUCUCUGACUUGGACCUAGGUAGUAUACUGAUAGACUGAUCCUGUAUAAAUAAAUUCUUCAAACAAUUUAGGACGGAGAAGAACGUGAAGUGCGACAUCACUACUUUCGUUCUUGGCCUGAUCACGGUGUCCCUAAAUAUCCCACUCAACUCCUGGCUUUCAGAAGACAUUACAGAACACAUCACUUGAAACAGUCUGGACCAAUCGUUGUGCACUGCAGGUUAGAUUCCUGAGCUCGUUGAGAAGGUAUCACCAUUAGUUUGUAAAAUAGUACCACAAUAGUACCACAUGCAAUCGCACCACUGGUGCUGAAUAUUGAUGAAAAGGGGUAACCAAUAAUAACAUUAAUAAACCUGCAUCAUGACGAUAUACUCUAUAAGUUACCUAUUUAAAUUUGAAUGAACCGGUUGAAAAAAUGUCGCACCAAAGAAAAGUGCAUUCCUGAUCCAGCGUUCAACUGUAAAAUGAUUUUUUUACCUUCUAGUGCUGGUGUUGGCAGAACUGGCGUCUUCCUUGCUAUUGAUACGAUCCUUGAUAAACUUGAGAAAGGUGUCAUCAAUUCUAUUGAUGUUUUUGGACAAGUGUGUGCAAUGAGAGAGCGAAGAAUGAACAUGGUGCAAACUUUGGUAUGGAUGUUAAUUUUUCACUAUUGUCCUUAAGUCUAGAAGGCGAACUAUCAUGCAAACAUGAUAUUUUUGCAGAAACAUUGUUUCCCAGCAAUGGUUCCAAAGAAUGAAAAAUAACCCCAGGAAACAUUGUUUCCUUGCCAUGUUUUCCGAAGGUGGGCAAAGCAGGUAGCAUUGUUUCCUAGCGAUGGUUCAGGAAAAUGUAAAAACUGAGGAAACAAUAUUUCCUGGCCAUAUUUCGCAGAAGGUGGAUGAACCAUGACAUAAAAUAUCGCAUUAAGGAAGCAAAUACAUUUUUGAAUUUCUUCGAAAUAUUUUUGAUUCCCAAGAACGAUUGACUGUUUCCUGCUAAGCAAAUAUUAUUUUGGACAGUGGAUAAACAGGAAAACGUUAAAAUGUUUCCGUAAUUGUUUGUUUAGGGCUUUAUUCAAAUUUCUCUUUUUAACUUCAAGUUGUAUAUUUUAUUCUUAGAGGCAAUACAUAUUUGUCCACGAAGCCAUUUUGGAAACCAUCUUAUGUGGCAUGAAUGAAGUGGAUUCUGGUAAAAUCCAGGAAGAGAUUAAAAAACUGGCCGAAGAGAAGGCCAGUGGAAUGACUGGAUUUGAAGAGAAGUUCAAGGUUUGCAUUCAUAUCACCUUUUCGGACAAACAAAAGAAUAUCGCAUGGCGAAGGUAAUUUCCAAGAAUUAAGACUGGAUGCACUUGUGUCAUUUCAGAGGUUGGGUGAGGUUUCACCGAAACUUUCUCCUGAUGAAUACACUGCAGCAUUGCUCGAAGGAAAUUACAACAAGAAUCGCAACAAAAAUGUCUACCCAGGUAUGUUAAAAGGAAAAUAUCUGCUAAUUAUAUUACCAUCUACUGCAUAUUGUAUACCAUAAUUUGUAAAGAUAUGAUGGUCUGAAAUCCCGGCAAACUUCAAAGCCACAAAAUAGAAGACGUGCACAAAUCCUGUGUCUCAACUUCAUUAAAUCUUUUUCACCUUGGCUGCACGUUUAAUCUCAGAUUUCCACAUGGCUACAUCGGCCCUAACCUUAAGGAGUCUCUAAUAUUGAGAAACACUCGCCAAACUAACUAUGAUCUUAGAAAUAGUCUAACAGAUUUAACCUUUCCUAAACCAAAAAGAGAGUACCUUAAAAAGAGUUUCAAUUAUAGUGGAGCUAAAUUGUGGAAUAGCCUCCCGUUUGAUGCAAAGGUAGUGGAAUCUGUUAGCCAAUUUAAGAAUAUUAUUAGAGGUAAUGAUAGUUAAAUGAUAUUUGUGGUCACACCAGUAACAUUUACAAUGUAAAUAUUUCUUUUCUGUAAAUAGUUAAUAUUUGAUGCCCCCCGUGGAAAUCAGCUAAUUGCUGAUUUCCAGCGUCAUUAAAUAAAGUUUUACCAUACCAUACCAUACCAUACCAUACCAUACCAUACCAUACCAUACCAUACCAUACCAUACCAUACCUUCUCAAAUUCAUUAAUAAUUCAUGAGAAAUUAGCCAAUGAUAAUCACCUAUUUGAUCACAAGAUGCCAUUUGGAUACUUGAUGAAAGUCACUAGUGUUUUCAUCAAAUAUCUUAAUUACGCGUGCAAAACUACUUAAAUAGAAUUCCUAAUUACGUUAUGCUUGGUUAAGAAUUCUAUUCAAAUCAGCACACGAAAACAUUCUGUUACGUCUCGAUUCAUUUGGAAAGCCAUAUAAACAUCUCGAGCUCGUGUCUCACCGGGAUAUCCAAACACUCGAAAACAAUGUAUGAAAACACUCGCGUUUUGCGCUCGUGUUUUCAUACAUUGUUUUCUCGUGUUUGGAUAUCCCGGUGAAACACUCGCUCUCGUUGUUCAUAUAUUACAUACCAUACCAUACCAUACCAUACCAUACCAUACCAUACCAUACCAUACCAUACCAUAUCAUAUCAUUAGACGGUUACUUAAUUAUACGAGAAUACAAUGAGCUCAUGAAUCACUCACCGUGACCGUGCACAAAUUAACAUAGACAAAAACAUAACAAAAACAAACACUUCUGUUUAGUUUCUAGACCAUCAUCUUGAUAGACUAUGUGUAUACCUAACCUCAUUUCACCCCGAUAAUUUUUUCACCUUGAAUUGAAAACUCUUUCGUUUUAAAUUGAGAAACAGUUUUCAGAACACUCUUUGCACUCAAAUAUCUCCACGUCUUCUGUCUUUCUUUCCAUAUUAGCCGAAUGCAACCGUGUUCCUCUUGAAUACGUGAGUGGAGUGGAAAAUUCAGACUAUAUCAAUGCUGUGUUUGUUCAUGUACGUAUAUGUUAUCAUGUCUUCGAAAUUACACUCAGUAAUGAUGGUUAAAAAAUCAAUAAGGUUGUCUAACGAACGUUGUCUAAGAAGUCUCUUAUCUUUGCCGUAUUUGCCCAUCAGAUCACAGAAGCGAAAGUAGCACGGUUGUUGUGGUUUCAAUAUCAACACUGCUGCUUUUUUUCAUUCUAGGGCUACCUUGGCAGGAACUAUUUCAUCGCCACACAAACUCCUCUGCCAAAUACAAUCAACGACUUUUGGCGACUGGUUCAUGCGCAGAAAUCAUCAACGAUCGUCUUGUUGAAUAAUGUCAAAGAUGAAACGGUAUUUACGAUAACUGUGUAUGUUCAAUAAACAACAUAACAUAAUUUAGUUUAAACAUUUUUUAAUUUUGAAAAAUCCUAUAUUUUUCUUGCUCUCAACACAUGGUUUAGGGUAGGAUAUUCACUUUGAUUGGGUAAUUUCCCUGUGUCCAUUGGAAACUCGUGUAAACAUAGCUGCUCAGUCAGUGGUUUUUCUGUUCUCCAAGGAUCAGUUUCACUCGGGAUCAUCCUUACCACAAAUUAACCCCCUCAGACCUUCGUUAUCGAGCACGAGCAUCAUGAGCCUCUGGCUCGGGUGAAUUGUACAACCACACCUUGUGCAAUCGUCAUUAAAUAAAUUAUUUUCGUCAAACCAUCGUCCUUAUUCUCUCUCCGUCUAUAUAUGACGAUGUUUUUUGGUAUACUGUAGUCGUUCCCGAGAUUCUGGCCGACCAAGACAGGAGAACCAACACAAUAUGACAGCUUGACAGUGCAGUUGGACUCCGAAACAGAAACAGAUGGAAUAUGGACUAGAAAGUUUGUCUUAUCACCUUAUCCAGUAUGUAUCCUGGUUUAGUAAAAUAUAAAUAGGCUCAGGGGCAUAUAGGAAGCAAUAAAAGAUCGGGGGAGGGUGAAAGAAAAAAA